Molecule: messenger RNA, 131 nt
Organism: Diversispora eburnea
Lineage: Eukaryota; Fungi; Glomeromycota; Glomeromycetes; Diversisporales; Diversisporaceae
Source: the annotation of a GenBank genome assembly
GGGAUCCAACCUGUCAAUACAUUAAAAGAGAUGAUUCUGGGUACUGUCAAAACGUUAAAAGAGAUACUUCAGGGUGUUUAACCUGUCCAUAUAUCAAAAGAGAUGGUUCAAUUUGUGGAAAAGGUUGUUAG